Messenger RNA from Eruca vesicaria subsp. sativa (arugula), 1140 nucleotides. The record is from the annotation of a GenBank genome assembly. Lineage: Eukaryota; Viridiplantae; Streptophyta; Magnoliopsida; Brassicales; Brassicaceae.
AUGUAUGACAACAAUACAGGGAUUUUCUGCGGUUUAAUAUCUAACCCGGUGCCUCCAUUUCCCGAGAGAGAUGCCUAUCCUGCUUCACUUACCGCUCCAUGUGACGACCUGACUAAUCAAGAAAUGGAAAUAGAGGAGCUUGAGAGGAAGAUCUGGAAAGACAAGCAACGUUUAAAGCAGCUCAAGGAGAUGUCCAAGAACGGUUUAGGUAAAAGAUUAUCGAAACAACCUGAGGAUUGUACAGAGUAUUCGAGUAAGAAAAUGAUGUACCAGGCACAAGAUGGGAUCUUAAAGUACAUGUCUAAGGCCAUGGAGCGUUGUAAGGCUCAAGGCUUCGUUUACGGGAUCGUGUUUGAGAACGGGAAAACAGUAACGGGGUCUUCUGAUAAUCUCCGUGAGUGGUGGAAAGACAGAGUUAGGUUUGAUAGGAACGGACCAGCUGCUAUCUUGAAGCACCAAAGGGAUAUCAAUCUUUCUUCUGAUGGAACUGCUCUUAACCGAGAAAAGAGCAUUGUUGAAGAAAUGUAUGGAUCUAAUGCCCUAGGAACCAGUGGUGGGACCAAUGUUCUGUUUCAUGAAUCUGCUGAUUAUGAUGUUGAAGAAGCUUAUGGAUCUCAUGUUUCUGAACUUGGCAACAACUUGAGUUGUGUUAAUAACAAGAGGAAGCUUGAAGGAGAAGUAGAGUUAUCGUUUCAUCCAACAACAAACCUAACUUGUGAAAACAGUUACUGUCCUUAUAGCCAACCGCAGAUGGGAUUCCAUGACAGGGUCUUGAGAGAGAAUCACCAAAUGACUUGUCCUUAUAAAGCUACUAAACCAUUUGGUAUGCCCCUAAGUUUCAUGGUUCCUUAUCAAAUGGAAAUGCAACAGCAACAACAAGAAGUUCAGAACAUUCAAGAACAGUUUAAUAUAUCAAACAAUCUCUUCAGGCCAAAAGCAGCAGAGAGAGGAGGUAACAAUGACUAUCUCUCUGACCACCGGUUUGGUUUGGUUGACAAUUCGAGUGUUUCUGCUUCGGUAAUGAAUCAUAAUCCUGGUUUAGUCUUACCUGCUAACUUCAAUGACAAUGCGGAAACAGUAGGGAUGGAGAGUAAUCAGCAGAAUCAAGAGGAAGGCUUGCCCAUGCCUUGGAUUGAAUGA